AUGUACAUCCCGGAUCGUACAUUGACUGAGUCGGGCAACGAGGCUCAUCUUGCUAUCAACUACGUCGGGCACUUCUUACGCGCCAAGUUACUGGUCGAGCAUCUGAGGUCUCCUGUGGUCUCAGGGCGUGUGAUCAAUGUAUCGAGCAGCGCUCAUACUGUCUCGCCCUUCCGCUUUAGCGACCCUCACUUCAUAGGAUCAUCGGAUCUGCCUCCUGACCAAGAGCCCUCCCGUGAAGCAUGCAGGGCUUUUGGAAUCCCUUGGGAGUCUGGCUACUCACCUCUGGUGGUAUAUGCGUUGCCCAAGACUGCCGUUACUUUACGUGCCAGGGCCAUUUUAUCUGGCGUUCUCAAAGAUGCAAUCACGGCGUUCUCUGUCAACUCAGGCGGUAAAUGA
Molecule: messenger RNA, 396 nt
Organism: Fusarium subglutinans
Lineage: Eukaryota; Fungi; Ascomycota; Sordariomycetes; Hypocreales; Nectriaceae
Product: short-chain dehydrogenase
Exons: 1
Coding region: 1-396 (131 amino acids)
Source: RefSeq, a predicted model, not a curated record